AUGAAAAAAACAUGUAGCAGUGUCUGUUUGGUGUUAAUUCUUCAAUUUUAUCUGAGCAUUGUGGUGACAAAUUCAGCGCCAGAAAGUGCCAUUGUAACACAGAUUCCAGGUUUCAAUGGAACAAUACCUUCCAAGCAUUAUGCUGGGUAUGUGACUGUGGAUGAAAGUCAUGGAAGGAAUUUGUAUUACUAUUUUGUUGAGUCAGAAGGUAAACCUUCUCAGGAUCCGGUGGUUCUUUGGCUUAAUGGUGGACCUGGUUGUUCUAGCUUUGAUGGUUUCAUCUAUGAACAUGGUCCUUUCAAUUUUGAAGCAGCAAAGAGCAAGGGAAGCUUGCCAACUCUGCAUCUCAAUCCAUACAGCUGGACCAAGGUUUCCAAUAUUAUAUAUUUGGACUCUCCCGCUGGUGUUGGAUUUUCAUACUCUAAGAAUGAAACUGAUUAUGUAACUGGAGACAUAAAGACUGCAUCUGAUUCACAUGCCUUUCUCCUUAAGUGGUUUGAACUAUAUCCCGAGUUCCUUUCCAAUCCUUUCUUCAUUGCUGGAGAGUCGUAUGCCGGAGUUUAUGUGCCUACUCUUGCCUAUGAAGUAAUGAAAGGAAUUGACGCGGAUGUGAAGCCAAAACUGAAUUUUAAGGGUUACAUUGUUGGAAAUGGUGUUACGGAUGAACUAAUUGAUGGCAAUGCUCUUGUUCCAUUUGCACAUGGGAUGGGUCUUAUCCCAGAUGAAUUGUUUGAGGAGGCUAAUCGCGAGUGUAAUGGGAAUUUCUAUAAUUCAGUCAGUGAUAAUUGUACAAACAAGCUUGCGAAAAUUGACGAGGAUAUUGCUGGAUUGAACGUAUAUAACAUUCUAGAGCCAUGCUAUCAUGGCACAGAGACGGACAAGAUUAUCACUACUUAUGUUAAGUUGCCGUCUAGUUUCCGGAAAUUAGGUGAGACUGAGAAACCUCAUCCUGUGAGGAAGAGAAUGUUUGGUCGUGCUUGGCCCUUAAGAGCACCUGUGAGAGAUGGAAUCGUACCAACUUGGCCGCAACUUACCAAUAGCAACAAUGUUCCAUGCACAGACGGCACCGUUGCAAACGCAUGGUUGAACAAUGAAGAAGUCAGGAAAGCAAUUCACACUGCAGAGAAAAGUGUGGUCAGUAGUUGGGAUUUAUGCACAGACAAAAUUUCCUUCUAUCAUGAUGCUGGAAGCAUGAUUAAGUACCACAAGAACCUAACUUCCAAAGGAUACCGAGCUCUUAUAUUCAGUGGUGAUCAUGACAUGUGUGUUCCAUUUACGGGGAGCCAAGCAUGGACGAGAUCGAUUGGAUACAAGAUUGUUGAUGAGUGGAGGCCUUGGUUAUCCAAUGGUCAAGUUGCUGGCUUUACUCAAGGAUAUGACAACAAUCUUACUUUUCUGACCAUAAAGGGAGCUGGGCAUACCGUUCCGGAAUAUAAGCCACAAGAAGCAUUGGAUUUUUACAAACGUUUUCUUACUGGAUUGCCAAUAUGA
Molecule: messenger RNA, 1491 nt
Organism: Lathyrus sativus (Indian pea)
Lineage: Eukaryota; Viridiplantae; Streptophyta; Magnoliopsida; Fabales; Fabaceae
Source: the annotation of a GenBank genome assembly